Messenger RNA from Brachypodium distachyon (stiff brome), 540 nucleotides. Its product is annotated as BTB/POZ and MATH domain-containing protein 2. The record is from RefSeq and is a predicted model, not a curated record. NCBI's taxonomy places the organism in Eukaryota, Viridiplantae, Streptophyta, Magnoliopsida, Poales, Poaceae. Bases 1 to 540 code for a protein of 179 amino acids. The transcript has a single exon. Gene Ontology annotation, molecular function: protein binding. Gene Ontology annotation, biological process: protein ubiquitination.
AUGGCAAACAAGAGCGUUUCUUCCCUCGGCGGCGCACCGGCGCUCUCCUCGUCGUCCAUCACCGCCAAGGCCGCGACCGGCUCGCACGUCCUCAAGAUUGACGGCUUCACACGCACCAGGGCCUGGGGGCUCGGCUCGGGCAAAUGCGUCAAAUCGAGGCCGUUCACCGUCGGCGGCCACCAGUGGUGCCUUGAAUACUACCCCGAAGGCUACGACUUGCACUUCGGCUCUAAUAACAACUGGAUAUCCAUCCGUCUCUGUCUGGCGGAGGACGGGGAUGUCAGAGCGCUGUACAAGAUCAGCUUGCUCCACCAAGACGGGAAUCCAGGGAUCACCAGAGGAGAGAGCUCGAAAUGCUGCACUUUCACCAACAGGUCCAACAUCACUCUGGCGGCACACGGCUCCUACCAGUUCAUCCAGAGCGAGGAUUUGCUCAAGUCGUCUUACCUCAAGGACGACGCGUUCAGCAUCAGGUGCGAUAUCACCGUGCUGACGGACAUCGUCGCUGAGGACGUCGUCGUGGCCACUCCCACGGUUUAA